This is a messenger RNA of Alexandromys fortis (reed vole), 1196 nucleotides long. RefSeq names its product dynein light chain Tctex-type 2 (gene Dynlt2). The record is from RefSeq and is a predicted model, not a curated record. Gene Ontology annotation, cellular component: cytoplasmic dynein complex; cytoplasm. Lineage: Eukaryota; Metazoa; Chordata; Mammalia; Rodentia; Cricetidae. The transcript has 4 exons. Bases 1 to 585 code for a protein of 194 amino acids. Gene Ontology annotation, molecular function: dynein intermediate chain binding. Gene Ontology annotation, biological process: microtubule-based movement.
AUGGACCGGCGAGCCCGAAUGACGAAGCCGCCCGCCAGCCAAGCGCCGCAUCACUCCCCGGUGGCGCCUAAGAGGGAAAGGAGGCCUAGCAUGUUCGAGAAGGAGGCAUAUGCACAGAUCUUAAGAGAAAGACUGAGAGAAUCUUUUCAUGAUGUUCAGUAUGUGGAACCUCCAUUUGAUGAUUCAAUUGCUGAUAUAGGCAAAGAAUGGAAGAGUGCCCUGGCAAAAUUAAAGUUUGCUAAUUCAUAUAGAAUGGAGCCAUUGAAAAAAUUCCAAGCACAUUCAGUAGAAACUAAAAUCCAGCAGAUAUUAAAGGAAAGUCUUAAAGAUGUCAAAUAUGAUGAUAAAGCCUUCUCUCAUUUGUCACUUGACUUGGCAGAUCGAGUAUUGGCAGCAGUCAAAGAAUUUGGGUACCAUCGUUAUAAAUUCAUUAUAAAAGUAUUAUUUAUUCAAAAGACUGGUCAAGCAAUAAAUAUUGCCAGCAGAUGGAUCUGGGAUGUGGCCUGGGACAGCUGGGUCCAAGCUCAGCAUGAAACAGAGUCUUAUGUGGCGCUGGUUUUGGUAUUUGCUCUCUACUGCGAAUAGCUCAGGACUAAGUUUCCAAAAUAAAUGAUGUACAGUGUGUAAGCCUCGUGUUACCUUAACAACAAACAUUGAAGAGCCAGCUAUAUUUACUAUUAGCAUGUGUGGGAAUUCCUUUAGCCAGCAGCCUCUAAGAUCCCAGCCCACUUGUGUGUGGUCUCUUGUACUGUAAAUGUAAAUAGAAGUAAAGCUUGCGUGGUCUCUCUCUCUCUCUCUCUCAGCUGGGGGAUUUGGAUUCUGUUCCCCGCUUGCACAGAGGACUGUGAUCUGUGAGUCUACCCCUAAAUAAAGAGCCCUUUCUUAUACCCCAUUCUGAGCUAAGCUGAAGUCUGAGAUAAUGUAAGUGGAAGAUACAUUUUGGAAAACUUAGGACAGAUGCAUCUUGGGUGGUGUUUUAAUGUUUUGUAUUUGUUUUUUUGAAAGGCAUCCCUAAGCUUAGAAGAAAGAUGUUUAAGUAUCAGUGCUCUCUUAUAUAAUAAAUUCCUCCUCCGCCAAUCAACAGAAACUGACUUUAUGGAAUUAGUCAAAUCCAGACUUAGAUUUAGGUUUUGGGGACAGAGGCACACACACACAUUUCCCCUUAGGAAGGGGGAACGUCAUGACAGUGGAGAAGG